AUGCGACCAAAGAAAUUAUCCCCGAAGUUCGUCGGACCCUAUCAAAUACUGAGGAAGAUUGGCCCAGUAGAGUACGAACUAACAUUGCCUCCUCAACUGUCGAAUCUUCACCCAGUUUUCCACGUUUCCCAACUUCGGAAGUAUAUAGCGAAUCCAUCACAUGUACUGGAGUUGGAAGACAUUCAGCUCCGUCCAGACCGAACGUUGGAGAUGCAGCCGGUGCGCAUUGUAAAGAGUGAUACCAGAUAUUUCAAAUGGAAAGUUGUCCGAAUGGUGAAGGUAGUGUGGAAUGAGAAGACGGGAGACACUACGUGGGAAGUCGAGAGCGCCAUAAGGGGUUUGUACCCUCACUUAUUCUUGGGUAAGUUUCCAAUUUUCGAGGACGAAAAUUUUUGUAGUUAG
Vigna angularis (adzuki bean) is the source of this 402-nucleotide messenger RNA. RefSeq lists its product as uncharacterized. The coding region runs from base 1 to 402 and encodes 133 amino acids. Lineage: Eukaryota; Viridiplantae; Streptophyta; Magnoliopsida; Fabales; Fabaceae. The transcript has a single exon. The record is from RefSeq and is a predicted model, not a curated record.